This is a messenger RNA of Amphibalanus amphitrite, 982 nucleotides long. RefSeq lists its product as uncharacterized. The coding region runs from base 135 to 608 and encodes 157 amino acids. The record is from RefSeq and is a predicted model, not a curated record. Lineage: Eukaryota; Metazoa; Arthropoda; Thecostraca; Balanomorpha; Balanidae. The transcript has 4 exons.
UGAUUGGCGAGGCGGUGCGUUGCGGCGGGGCGCCCGGCACCGGCCCCGUCUCCAUGGUUUGUAGGUAACACCGCCGGUCGGGGCGCGAGGGACCGUAGGGCUCACAGUGGUCUGAGGAAGAGAGACACCCAGCCAUGGCUCGGGCCGCCGUCACCGCCGGCCUGCUGCUGCUGCUGCUUUGUGGCGCGGCGUUCGCCAAGCACUGCGUGGUGGGACAGGCUCGCGAGGCCACUGACGAUGACUUCGAGGACCCCAACCAGCUGUACACGUGCGCCGAGGACCGUCGCUGCUGCACCGAGGACGCCAAACCCUCCUGCUGCGGCGACAUGGACGAACACGAGGAGAUCAUGCGCCAGGUGAAGCUCUGGGGCGGCGUGAUCGGCGUGAUCGUGCUGUUCGGCCUGCUGAUGUGGUACGCCCGCUGGGACGGCCAGUGCUGCGACGAAGACACCAAGUGCUGCGGCUGCUGCUGCCGACGCAAGGACAAGCACCGGGGCAACCAGAGGGCGCAAAACAUGGGCGCUCCUCCGGGCAUCGGAGGAAACAUGUCCAAGUCUGACUCGUCCAAGGAUCUGCUGAUGCACGAGCAGGAGACCUACAGGCGUUAGUGGGAUCCGGACCAUCCGGACCAACACACCAGCCGGGCAGGACCACUGACCAUCUGGACCAGAACAAGCUGGGACAAUCAGUAACAACUGGCUGCAACUCGAGGAACCAGGGAUGCGGAGCCGGAGCCGGAGCCGGAGCCGGAGCCGCCGGAGCCGGCAUAUUUUGCCCGGAGCCGGAGCCGGAGCCGGAGCCGUGAAACAAUAUAGCCCGGAGCCGGAGCCGGAGCCGGAGCCGUCAAAAAAGGGGGCGACUCCGGCUCCUUUUCUUAAGAGGAAACAAUUAUUUACCUAGUUCGGUUUGACAGUUGAAGGCGUGAAACAAUGUGGUAUUCAAAAUAGCCUUGUUAUACAAAUACAGAAGCAACGUGUACCAA